Molecule: messenger RNA, 557 nt
Organism: Hyaloscypha bicolor E
Lineage: Eukaryota; Fungi; Ascomycota; Leotiomycetes; Helotiales; Hyaloscyphaceae
Product: acetyl-CoA synthetase-like protein
Exons: 2
Coding region: 13-486 (157 amino acids)
Cellular component (GO): cytosol
Molecular function (GO): acetoacetate-CoA ligase activity
Source: RefSeq, a predicted model, not a curated record
CACGGUGACUUCAUGAAGAAGAAGGUAGCUACUGGAGGCUACGAAAUCUUGGAACGGAGUGAUAGCGUUCUUAAUCCGGGAGUUGUCCGCUUCGGGUCAGCCGAGCUCUAUAAUGUGAUCGGUCGAUUCAAGUGGGAUGUUCUGGACUGUAUCGUCGUUGGGCGAAGGCGACCUGGAGGUUCGGAUGAGGUGGUGGUAAUGUUUCUGAAGCUCACACCGGAUCUCACUCGUACUCCGUCUCUACUUACCUCAAUCAGGAAGUCUACCGGAACAAGUCUGAGUCCGCGGCACAUUCCGAAGUUUAUACUCCAGGUGCGGGAUAUUCCCUAUACUGCGAAUGGAAAGAAGGUGGAGAACGCUGUCAAGGUCAUCGUCAGUGGACAGAGCCUUGUUGCAUCGGGAAUGGUGGUUAAUCCUGAAUUUCUGGAUGAAUACCGCCAGUUUGUGGACCUGGGCGGUGCAUCUAGGAUGUCAGCGAAGAUCUGAGCAAUACCAUAAUGUAGAGAAAUUGCCAUCUGUGUCUUUCUAAAAGAUGAGUCCUGGGAGAGCUAGUCAUG